AUGCAUGCCGAUACAUUGAUUUUCAAUGCAUCAUCGGUCAUUAGAACAUUAUCUCUAAAAAAUUCAUUGCAAUGCAUUGGACAUUUAUGGAAUAGACCAUCCAAAGCAAAUAUCACUAGUAAAUAUGCUAAAACACUUUUGGAUGUAGCUGGUGCUGAUGGUUUACUUACUGAUGCUGAACGAAAAUGGAUUAUAGGCUAUGCAGCAACACGCGGUGUAAAACAAGAAGAACUUGAUGUCCCUAAAGGUUAUAAAUUAGGUUCUGAAGAUUCUACAGCUAUUUUUAAUAAUGAUAGUAAAUAA
This is a messenger RNA of Rotaria sp. Silwood2, 303 nucleotides long. The record is from the annotation of a GenBank genome assembly. NCBI's taxonomy places the organism in Eukaryota, Metazoa, Rotifera, Eurotatoria, Philodinida, Philodinidae.